This is a messenger RNA of Pyricularia oryzae 70-15, 605 nucleotides long. RefSeq lists its product as uncharacterized. NCBI's taxonomy places the organism in Eukaryota, Fungi, Ascomycota, Sordariomycetes, Magnaporthales, Pyriculariaceae. The record is from RefSeq and is a predicted model, not a curated record. The coding region runs from base 179 to 415 and encodes 78 amino acids. The transcript has 2 exons.
CAAAGAAUGGACACCAUAUUUGCUUCGAUUUGCAACAAUUAAAACUUCUCUGUUUAGCACAAACAAGUUUUCUAACGAUGUAGGCCCAUAAGUUUCAAGUCGAUAAGUACGGAUUCAACAUUGAAAAUCCAUUUAACAAAUUGCGUGUGCUCAAAAUCAAACAAAACGCCCAGUCCCAAUGCAAAUUCCCCCGCAAUACUGUAGAAAGAAAGAUAGAAAGCAGAAACGAAUGCUUUCAAAAAAUGAUUUUCGCCCCCCUAUUAACGCCGGCCCUUCCCAAAAGAUAUGUCUGGCCCCCCCUAAUAGUCAUAACAAUAAUCCCAAGCCUAUUAUCCGGUCGAAAAAAGGUAUUCAUACACAACGAUGCCGGUUGCCUCCAUGUGUCUGUGAGCGAUCUGCCCGGCCGUUGCUCUAAUCAUCGUCCGUCAGCCGUCACAAACCCAUUCGGCAAACACGCACCACCUCGCUGUCCUGUCCGCCAGGACAAGCCCACGCCAGACACCCUUUUCGCUACACUUUAUAAUCGUUUCCCAUGUACCGCCGUCACUCGCGUCCUCGUCAGACCCGGCAGUCCUGCCGCCGACGCCCACUGCCCCGUUUCUUCG